AUGGAGAAGAGAAGAGAGGUACUGCUGCUUGUCGCGAGAAGAGGAGGAGGGAGAAGAGAUGGGCGGUGUUGCUGUCGCGAGAAGAUGAGGGAGAAUAGAGGAGAGGCGAACCACUGCUUGUCGCGUCACUGCUGCCCCUGCCAGGUGACUGAUCGCAGAGCCGGAGCAGCCUUAUUAAGGGUUUUGGAUCAAAUGUCUAGCAUAGGUUAUAGUCCAAAUGUUGUUGUAUAUACUACGUCGAUUGAUGAGUGUUGUAAGGAUGGUGAAUUUGAAAAGGCAAAAGAAUUGUUCUAUAAAAUGGAAGAGCUGGGUUUGGUUGCUAAUCAGUAUACUUACACUGUUUUGAUAAAUGGGAUCUUUAAGAACGGACUUAAAAAGGAUAAAUUCGAGCUCUAUGAGAAGAUGAAGCUUAAUGGGGCUUUGCUCGACUUGUAUACUUACAAUUGUGUGAUGUAUGGGUAUUGUAAGGAUGCUCUGGAAGGCUCUCAUUUGAUGUGUCUGAACAUGUCGGACAAUGCCUUGGGUGAGAAAGGAGUUAGGGCAUUUGGGAAGAUCUUGCAAUCUCAAACUAGCUUGGAGGAACUAUAUCUAAUGAACGAUGGAAUAUCAGAGGAAGCUGUACCAGCUAUCUGUGAGUUGGUUCCUUCCACAGAGAAGCUUAGGGUUCUUCUGUUUCAUAAUAAUAUGACAUGA
Fraxinus pennsylvanica is the source of this 693-nucleotide messenger RNA. Lineage: Eukaryota; Viridiplantae; Streptophyta; Magnoliopsida; Lamiales; Oleaceae. The record is from the annotation of a GenBank genome assembly.